GAUAUAAAACUUAUAAACAUUUUACAACAAAAGAAAGGUUUUGUAAGGAAUAUCGCGACAAUCGGCAUUCGGCAAGCACCUGCUAUUUCCGGUUGAUGUGUGUUAGAAGAAAACUAAUAAUAAUCUGAUAAUAAGGCGUCUGCUUAAUUGAUUCCCUUAUGACAGUUCUAAAUAUUUAUUUUUCCAUAAUUAAUGCAUGUUAAUUUUUACAUUUGUUUAAAUAUAAUAGUUAUAUACUUGUUCGGUGUCGAAUCAACAAUGAUCACAAAAGUGUUGAGGGCAAUUAUAAUGGGCCCACCAGGGUCUGGCAAGGGUACAAUCUCUACUCGCAUUAUCAAGGAUUUUAACAUGAAACAUCUAUCCAGCGGGGACUUACUGAGGGCCCAGAUUGUAAACAAAACAAGUGCUGGUAUGUCCGCAAAGCAGUUCAUUGACAAGGGUCAACUGGUACCAGACGAUGUCAUGGUCAAAUUAAUCAUAAAUGAAUUGAACAAGUUUAAGGGUGAAAGCUGGAUGUUGGAUGGAUUUCCUCGGACAGUGCCCCAGGCCAAAGCCCUAUACAAUGAGAAGCCAGUGGAUCUGGUAAUCAACCUCAACGUGCCCUUUGAAGUGAUCAUUGACAGAAUCAAGGGACGGUGGACACAUGCACCUAGUGGAAGGAUCUACCACACAGAGUUCAAUCCUCCAAAGGUUGUGGGGAAAGACGACGUGACAGGUGAGACGUUGACACAGCGUGACGAUGAUAAGGAGGAAACUGUCAAGAAGAGGCUACAGAUAUACCAGAACCAGACAGAGCCAGUUCUACAGUUUUAUAGGCAACAUGAAAUCCUGACGGAGUUCACCGGAAAAUAUUCCAAUGAAAUCUGGCCGAAGGUGUACGAGUUCUUGUCUACCAAGAGUGAACCAUUGCAGUACACUCAGUAUAGCUAAGGGACAAUAAGGCAGCAAUUUGUGAUAAUUUAUUUGAUUUUGAUAUGAUUAUACAUCCAAAUAAUUGAUAUUGAUUAGAUAAGUAUUUUUAUUGUAUUUUUUUUUUAUUGAUUUUGGGAUUUAGUAUUUAUGAUUGUCCAAUAUGCAGGUGAUUCAUAUUUUACAACCUAUACACUGUAACAAAUUAAUACAGAUUUAAAAGUGUUCAUUAAUCAAUCACUUCGCUUUUUGACAAAUGUCAAACAGAUAUUUUCUUACGUUGGUGCCAAAUUAACAUACAUUGUAGUCAAUGACGGGUUGUUAACUUGUAAUUAAUUACAUUUUUUUGUAGUUAUUUACAGGUUAUUGUUGUUGAAAACUGAUCAUCGCAGUUAAUGACAUGGUUGUUGUAAUGACCGAUAGGUUAUGGUAGAAUUUAUUAUAAUUAAUGACUGGGCGUUUUCAUCAAUGACAGGUUAUUGACAGGCUGUUGUAGUUGAUGUUAUUUUAUUGCAGUUAAUGACAGGUUGUUGUAGUUAAUUAUGGGUUAAUGUAGCUAAAGACAGAUUACAGUAGUUAAUGUAAGGUUAUUGUAGUUUAUGAUAGUCUCUUGCAAUCAAAUUAUUUAAAAAAUAAAAAAUAUAUAUAUUAAUUAGAAACAACACAAUCCAAAUGUACAUACAGGUAUUUUUAGGUUAUUGAAAGGUUUAAACCUGUCACCAGAUGACUGGGAUGUAUUUUUUAUACCAGUGUUGAUUACAUGUUAUUUGUACUUUUGAUUUUGCCUAAUUGGUUCCCCAUUUGUGAGGCAUCAUUGUUUUAAUUAUGUGAUGGCAUUACAGUUUAAAUUCAGCAAUAUUGAGUGUUCAAAAAGGGUUUACCUGCUAGUCCAGUGUUAUUUGUGAAGGAGGGAUUGAUGUACUAUUUAUUCAAUACAUCGGUGGUAACGGGUACAUGCAGCUACAAGUGCUAUGGUGCAUAUUUGCUUUAUGGGAAGUUGGCUUACCAUACUAGAAUUCAAAACUAGUUAUAGUUGCAAAUCAUUUGGUGAACUUUUUGAUAAACUUUUUAUUUUAUGUAAAUUUUCUUAAAUUAUUAAAUUGCUACGCCACUGUUAGACCCGACCCAAUACUUUUCUGUGAUUUUGACAAACUGUACAUCUUGAAUUUUAGGGAUAUAGGGGGAAGUAAUGCUUCCUGAUUAAUUAUCUAUUAGGUGUACUGACAGAAGGAAGUGCUGGGUCUAGAAGGGAUCAAGUGACAUCUAGAUACGUGUAUGUGUGUAUUUUCAAAUGGUUGAAGAAAUGGUUAAUAUGGUAAUGCAGGGUUUUUAUUGUUGAGGUUACCAAUGUGUAAGAAAAUGAGAAUUUAAUGUUAAAUUAAAUCUGAUGAAGAUCAGCAGUAUCAAGUUUUCUUUUUAUUUACCCUUGUCCAUUAAUGAUUAAAUUAACAACCUUGUCGAAAACUGUAUGGUUCGAAAUCUGUUAUUUUUCUCUAAAGUACCUCUAAAGGCACGAAGACCAAACACAGUGACCAAUAACUGAUUUUAGCAUAUUGGGGUGAAGUUCUGUUUCCUUAAGGAACAAUUACAAAAAUGUAGAUCCAUUCACAUUUUAAUUAGGCCUAAUAUAGGUCUUUCACAUAUCAAUGUACAUUUGUUUAUGCUUUUAUGAAGAAUUAAUAUAAAUGGAAGCAAAACCAGAAUCUCGUUGUUACAACUCUAAGAAAAUGUAGGAAACUGGUCGGAAUGUUGUGCAGCAAAUGAGAGGUUCAUUUGUGUCUGUUAUAUAAGUAUGUAUGAUUAAAAGUAUUUGAUGAAUCAACAAUUACAAUGCUUCUUAAUAAAGAAAUAAACAAGAGGCCCAUGGGCCUUAACGGUCA
Molecule: messenger RNA, 2789 nt
Organism: Mizuhopecten yessoensis (Yesso scallop)
Lineage: Eukaryota; Metazoa; Mollusca; Bivalvia; Pectinida; Pectinidae
Product: GTP:AMP phosphotransferase AK3, mitochondrial-like
Exons: 5
Coding region: 193-930 (245 amino acids)
Biological process (GO): nucleobase-containing compound metabolic process
Cellular component (GO): cytoplasm; mitochondrion
Molecular function (GO): ATP binding; AMP kinase activity
Source: RefSeq, a predicted model, not a curated record